AUGAAAGAAGACGAAAUUAAUGAAUUAAUUAGAAGAGCUCUGACUACAAUAGAUGCCCCAGCUUUAAUUAGCCAAAUUGCUCAAGAAUUCUCAAAUGCAGGCUAUUCCCCCUGUCGAUCUCUCAUUCAGAAUCUUAAAAAAUUAAUAAAAUCCCACCAAUAUUCUCCUACAAUAAAACUCCAGGCUUUAAAAAUUAUUAAAGCUUGUGCUGAUACCGGGAAUUCUUAUUUUCUGACCUAUCUAGCCAAAAAAUUAGCUUCACGAUUUCGAUCUCUAUGCUCUUACCAGUCAGACUCAAGCGAUCCUCAGAGAGGAAAAACACUAUUCCAGUCUGACUCAAAAUCUGAACAAAACGCAUCAGCAGGUUUUUUAAAUCUUCUCCUACAAUGUAUAGAAGAAUGAGCUGGGAGAUUUGGUGCUGACGAAAUGGGCAGAGAAACAAUUUUUUUCAAAAUUUACAUGGAUUUAAAAAAUAAAGGUGUCACUUUUCCACAAAUAGAACCAAAUGAUGAAGAAAAUUCAAUAAAAAUGCUUUUAAAAAGCAUAAAAAAACUGAUUGAAAAUAAUGGAGAUAUUAGUGAGGUGAAGGAAAAAUUGAGGACUGUGAAAGAGUUCAAAAGAAAUAUUGAAAAAAGAAUUGCGGAGUCUAUGGAGGAGUCUAAUGAAGAGGAUAUUUAUGAACUGAUUGUGCUAAAUGAUGAAAUUAAUGAUGUGUGCAAAAUAUAUAAAAGGUGAAAAAGUAGAUUAAAUCCGCCGAAAGGAAAAACAAAAAAUUUUGAAUAUGAGCCGAUACAGGUGAAAGGGGUGAGGUUUAAUCAAAAAAUUGAGGAAUAUGAGCCGAAGCCUGCUCCUUUGCCUGAUGCAAUUGAGGAUCCGAUUAUGGUUGAGCUAGCUAAUGAUAAAUCUCAGCGGCAAACUUCUUUUCAUAUGAAGGAUUUAAAACUAAAUGACCCUGAUGAGAUGAGUGAGCUUAAAGAAGAAUAUCUUAAGUCAAAAGAUAUAGCUCAGGAGCGCUUUUAGAUUGCCUGGGUAUGGAGACUUAACAGAAAUAGUGUUGGCUGGAGAUUUUAGAUGCUAGUCAAGGAAAAUUAUUUAAUGAUAAAUAGAAGAGCUUGGAAAUUUAUUAAACACGCGCUGUUAAGAAGAAAAUUUGACUUAUUAUUAUGGUGAUAACUGUAAUGCAUUAUAUAUAAAGGAAUUGCAGCUACUUCUCUUUGAUUGGCUGACAAACUAAUUCAAAUAAUCAAUAUAUUCUACGUCAUGGGCACGCUUUUAGCGUGCCCAAUGUAUAAGCUGCUCGAAUAUGAGGAUUUAAUUCACAUGUAUAAAGCUGACUUAGCCCGUCUGCAAAUAAAAUACCUUGAAGCAGUUGAAGAGCGAGAAGAAAUAAAAUGCCGAGCGGAAUCCUUAGGCUCAGCCAAUACAAAAUCUGAAACCACUAUACAAGAUGUCCAAGAAAAGUGCAAAAAGCUCGAAAACGAAAAAGCCUCACUACUCGAAGAAAUUGAAGCUUUUAAAAGCCAAAAUAAUUGUUUAAAAAUCACAAUAAAAGAAGCCCAAGAAAAAUUGUUAAAAGCAGAAGAGCAGAUAAAUAAGCACGAAAGAUACAUUGAAAGCAUAGAAGUCAUGAAUGAAAACCUUACGCUAAAAAACGAAGAAUUAAUGCAAAAAAUUAAAAAUGCAUCCACACAAAAAGGCUCUGAGAAACAAGAGCUUAAUAAUGAAAUCCCAGGACCUAUACCACAGCUAGAAAUUCAUCCACAAGAAGAGCAAAAAGAAGAAGUUUCUACUGUAAAAUCCGACCCGUGGGGGAUAGACGGGAUACAAUGAUUAACCCAAAAGUGAAAACUAUAA
Molecule: messenger RNA, 1854 nt
Organism: Blepharisma stoltei
Lineage: Eukaryota; Ciliophora; Heterotrichea; Heterotrichida; Blepharismidae
Source: the annotation of a GenBank genome assembly